UUAUUUAACACGCAUUCUCCCGCUGGGCACUGCCACGACUAAAGUGACCAAAAUAAAACCAUUUUAACACAUUUAUUCAACACUUUGCUAACAAACUCGGAAAUAUAUAUUGCAGAUUAAACUCGUACUUUGUACGAACCCCUCUGGACAAGCAAAUUCAUACCCACAAUCAGAAUCAAGAUGGAUAAGCCUGGGAUGAAUCGAGAUCGCCCCAAAUGCUCAAAAACGGUCGAAUCUGAUACGAAUUGUGCGCAGCGCUCCGUCACGCAUGAUCCCGACACGAAGGUGGAACCUGAGAUUUGCAGCAAUAGCCCGCCUACAUCAUGCGAUCACAUGAAGACAUUCCACGCCAACGGGGAGCAACCACGUUGCGAAAUUUCCCCGGCGUGUUUCUCCACUACAAAUUUAGCUAAGGAUAUUAAAGCCGACCACAACACGAAGGAUCUACCCCGUUUCCCAUGCACGUUUCCCGGUUGUGAGAAAACCUACAAAAACAAGAGACACAUUUCACAGCACGUGAAAACUGACCAUGCCGAGAAUCCGGUCCGAUUUCCUUGCACCCUUUGCGAGAAAGAAUUCAAAACGAUGUCACAUCUUGGGCGACACAGUUCCACCCAUACGAACGAGAAGCCUUAUAAGUGUACCACUUGUGGGAGGGGUUUCGCCCAAAAAUCUGACCUGAUGCAUCAUGAGAUGACACACCUUGAAAAAUCGGCACGAGCGAGUUUCAAGUGUCAAUUUUGUCCUACGACUUCCUUUCGGAGAUCGUACUUACAAAGCCACAUCCGGUUGAUCCAUGAAAAUCAAAGGAAUUAUCCGUGCUCAUUAUGCGAAAAAAAGUUGGCGAGUGUUCAAGAUUUUAAGCGUCACGUGGCGGCGAGACACUCCGAAAACAAAGGAGCUUCAACUGCUCCGCGUGUACAAAAACCACUCGAAAAAUAAUUUAACACAAAAUGUGAGAAGUCGACAUCCUUUCGAUUGUUACUUCUGAGGUUUUUCGCGAAUUUGAUUCUUUAGUCUGUCACUAUGGGCGAUGACCCGCCAUAGAAAAAUCACAUUUAAUUUUUCACAUGUUGAUAUCGUUUUAUUUGUAAUUAAGAUAUUUUUAAGUGCAGUUUAUUUUCCCUAAAAUGUAUUCCUAUAUUAGUUCUGAUUUUGAUAAUCCCUGCAGAAUGUGUUACUCGUUAGAGGCAAAACUAAUUUGCAUAGCCCACAACAUAUUAUCAGAUACCUGAAUAUACACGUGUUUAUUUUGAACUUUUUCAUUUGAUGACAACCCACGGUCCAACUUUGUGCGUGCGUUCUCUAACUCUUAUAAGUAGUUGACGAAAUUUCCAAACAUUUGUAAUUAUUUUUCAUUACAUAUUUCUAGGUUAUCUGACAUUUAUUAAUUUUUGCUACUUGGUGCGUACAAACAUAAAGCUGUUAGGUAUUUUAUAACUGCAUGUAGAUAUAUCGUAAAUAUUCUGGCGUUUUUGUCGUAAAUAUUAAACGCAUAUUUCAGCGAUUUUUCCUAAAUACAUACAUGUAUGUAUAGCCGUUCUAAUACUAUGUAACCAGUAAUAAAAUUGGUCGGCUUAAAGUGUGCCAAGCAAACAAGCCCAUUCACUUAAAUUAUUCCUUAAUUAUACAAUUUUUAUUCUAAUACGAUAAUAAAUAUUUUAGUUUUAUUUAAUUUCA
Molecule: messenger RNA, 1680 nt
Organism: Folsomia candida
Lineage: Eukaryota; Metazoa; Arthropoda; Collembola; Entomobryomorpha; Isotomidae
Product: zinc finger protein 888
Exons: 3
Coding region: 181-942 (253 amino acids)
Biological process (GO): regulation of transcription by RNA polymerase II
Cellular component (GO): nucleus
Molecular function (GO): DNA-binding transcription activator activity, RNA polymerase II-specific; RNA polymerase II cis-regulatory region sequence-specific DNA binding
Source: RefSeq, a predicted model, not a curated record